CACGGUUCAAAUUCCAAUUCGCCAAGAUUGCUUGUCAUUGCUUCUGUCAUUUCACUUUUCAUUUCAUUUUAUUACGAAAAGUUGAACUGUUGUCCCGUAUUUAAAUUAUUUUGUGAAAUACAUAAUUUAAUUGUAAACAGUGGGACUUUUAUUUACUUUAUACAAUAAUCAACUUGCUGUUUAAAAGUGUGUGCUUGAAUCACAACUUGAUUUCGAAACAAAAUAUUCCGCAGUGGUCAUCAAAGUUCAGUCGUCUUUGUGCAAUCGAGGUAAUUAUCAAAUCAAAAUGCCUAGGAAAGUUUACGUAGUCGGUGUUGGUAUGACGAAAUUCGUCAAGCCUAACAGUGGCAAAGAUUAUCCUGAUUUUGGUAAAGAGGCGGUCUUGGACGCACUUGCGGAUGCUGGUAUUAAAUAUGAAAGUGUGCAGCAAGCAGUAUGCGGUUACGUUUUCGGGGACUCUACUUGUGGCCAGCGAGUUUUGUAUCAGGUUGGCAUGACGGGCAUUCCUAUUUAUAACGUAAAUAAUAAUUGCUCUACUGGUUCAAACGCUCUUUUCCUCGGUAAACAAUUGAUAGAGGGUGGUCUUGCCGAUGUGGUAUUAGCUGUCGGUUUCGAAAAAAUGGCUCCCGGAGCAUUGUCCGCUGGCACUUUCACAGAUAGAACAAACCCGAUGGACAGGCAUACUCUAAAAAUGGCAGAGCUGACUGAGUUGACAGGCUCUCCGAUGACAGCACAAUACUUUGGUAAUGCAGCAAUAGAGCACAUGAAAAAAUACGGCACUACAGAACUUCAUUUAGCUAAAAUCGCUGCCAAAAACCACCGCCAUGGAAUUAAGAAUCCACGAGCACAGAGUACCAGAGAGUACACUGUUGAGGAGGUUUUAAAUUCCCGUAGAAUCUAUGGGCCUUUAACCAAGUUAGAGUGCUGCCCGACAAGCGACGGAGCAGGUGCAGCAGUCCUUAUGUCUGAGGAAGCAGUUAUCCGCUAUGGAUUACAAAACAAAGCUGUAGAAAUCAUUGGUAUGGAGAUGGCCACUGAUACACCCGCUGUUUUCACUGAAAACAGUUUAAUGAAAGUUGCUGGUUAUGAUAUGACAGCUCUUGCAGCCAAACGUAUCUAUGAAAAGACUGGAAUAAGUCCAAAACAAGUUGACGUUGUCGAGCUGCACGAUUGCUUUGCAGCUAAUGAAAUGAUAACGUAUGAAGGACUCCAAUUAUGUGGAGAAGGUGAAGCAGGGAAGUUUAUUGACGCAGGAGACAAUACGUACGGUGGAAGAGUAGUAGUAAAUCCUAGUGGUGGAUUGAUCGCUAAAGGACAUCCAUUAGGUGCAACAGGAUUGGCUCAAUGUGCUGAACUAGUCUGGCAACUCCGUGGAGAGGCUGGCGACAGACAGGUGCCACGCGCUCGCAUCGCCCUGCAACACAACUUGGGACUUGGAGGUGCAGCAGUGAUCACCAUGUACCGUAAAGGCUUCACCAAUGCAUCCCCCAACCAGGUCGCGGCCAUCGCUGAUAACCCUGAGAAUUUCAAAGUAUACAAAUACAUGAAGAUCCUAGAGGAAGCCAUGAAGACAGACGAAGACCAGCUCAUCGAGAAGGUCAGAGGUGUCUAUGGUUUCAAAGUGAGGAACGGCCCCAAUGGGGUUGAAGGUUACUGGGUUAUUAACGCUAAAGAGGGCAAAGGCUCCGUCUGCUACAACGGUAAAGAUAAAUGCGAUGUUACGUUCACUAUUAAUGACGAGGAUGUAGCGGACUUAAUUUCGGGUAAGCUGAACCCCCAAAAGGCUUUCUUCCAGGGUAAGAUCAAAAUUCAAGGGAACAUGGGUUUGGCCAUGAAGUUAACAGAUCUACAGAGAUCAGCCGCCGGCAGGAUCGACGCAAUUCGCUCUAAACUAUAAAAGAGAAACAAGUUUGAACUGCUUUUUAUACGUCUACACAUGUGCCAACUUUCAACACCAACUUACGUUCCGACUUAGUAACAUACUGCUCGACCUCAAACAUAGUUUAGCUAUGAAGAUAAAGCCAUAGCUACGCAUUUCUGCUCUUAUAAACUAGCAAGGCAGCCUUUUAAUAAUUCGACUGGAUCGGCAUUUUUCCAUAGGAAGAAAGCAAAUCGGCAUGUUUUACAUGCUAGUACUGAACUGGAGUAAUAAGUUAUAACGGGCCCGGCUUAGCCAAUUCUUAAUUAUUUUGUUAACUAAUACAAGUAACGAAGCGGUGAUAGCUUAGAGGGACUUCGGACGGUUCGAUUCACGGCACGCACCCUAGCUUUAAGAGCUAUCUGCGUUUCAAGCAAAGUGUUGGUGUAUAACACACUAACCGUGAAGGAAAACAUAGUCAGGAAACAUGCAUGCCUUCGAACUGUCCAUAAUUUUGUCAAAAGCGUGGGUACUAGUCUUACGUAAUUCGAUACGACCUAAACCCUUCUAAUUCUGAAAAGAGACUCUUGCCCUGUAGUGUGUCGGUAAUGGGUUGAUACUGAUGACGAUUAUGGUUGGUAUGUAAAUUGGAAGUUGGAACGUGUAUAAAUGUUUUAAGCCGGUUUUUUAUGACUUAUAAGUAAUUGUUAAUAAUUGGGCUAUGGACUGGUCUUAGGGCAUUUUAUAUGUAAGAAAAAUACAUAGGUCACAAAGUUGAAUUAACUGACAGCGGUUUUUGAGUUUUAAAAUUGACACAACAAAAAUAUCUUAUUUUGUAUUUUGCUUAACGUUUUCCUGCAUAGCUAUUAUUAAAUAAUGUAAUAAUCCAGGAUAAUGAAAAACCCUGGUUUUAUUACAUUAUUGGUUAAUACAAGGAAAAUAUUAAGUCGUUUUCUGCAGUGCAAUAAUGAAUUUUUUUAAUAUUAAUUAUUAUUAUAUAAUAGUCGUUCUUAUUAUCAUGUUAUUAUUAUGUUUUUCGUCUAAGUAUACUUAUCAUUCCAUUUUGUGAAUUGCACGUGUAUUAAUUAUUA
Molecule: messenger RNA, 2949 nt
Organism: Pararge aegeria (speckled wood butterfly)
Lineage: Eukaryota; Metazoa; Arthropoda; Insecta; Lepidoptera; Nymphalidae
Gene: ScpX
Product: sterol carrier protein 2
Exons: 2
Coding region: 287-1897 (536 amino acids)
Molecular function (GO): acyltransferase activity, transferring groups other than amino-acyl groups
Source: RefSeq, a predicted model, not a curated record